Molecule: messenger RNA, 702 nt
Organism: Protopolystoma xenopodis
Lineage: Eukaryota; Metazoa; Platyhelminthes; Monogenea; Polystomatidea; Polystomatidae
Source: the annotation of a GenBank genome assembly
AUGUGUGAAUACGGCGCCUACGAGGAGAAUAGACUCGGUACAGCGUCUGUUGACAUGCUUCUCGAGACACCGUCUCGUCUCAUCUUCCCAGUUCUCUCUUCGUCGACACAGUUCGACCUAUUUCGCCAUUUCCCACGACACGACCGCCGGUGGGCAACACAAAACCGGACCCUGGAAGUCCGUCUCCGGCGGGUGGCUGUCUCGAUCCUGUCGCGAUGCCUCCGCGCGACGCCAAACAGGCUCAGUCGUCAAGGCGCGACUUGCCAAACUGGGCAAAUGACCAUCGUCUUGGAAGACAUGCUCGUCGGACUAUGGAAGAGGCAAAGAUGUGAUCACAUACUUCUCAGCUCUGAACCGGACAGACCUCGGUCGCAUGCGUUGAAUGAAGGUGACAAUGUCAACUCGGUUAGGGGGUUCACUUUGCCUCCAAAAGGGUAUUCAACUUUCGGUUGGAUCGACUUGCCAUUUCCACCUGGCUCCGGACACAAUCACAAAAGGGUACCAUCACAUUUCAAUUGGCCAUUUUCAUCGGCAAGUACGCGCAUUCGAACUGUACAGCAGUUCGAUCUCGCUCCCAUUUCAUGCUCCAUGCUCUCGACGAGACUCGAAUCUGGAUUGUGUCAGUACAGAUUACACAUUUAUGCACGUACGCUGCUACGCUCCACGGCCUCGAGUCUUCUCGGGUCAAAAGGCAAAAAUUAA